GGCGGCGUCGCGCGGCGGGGGCGGGGCAGCAGCCGCAGGCCCACGCCGUAAACAGACAAGAUGGCGGCGGCGGCGGCUCCCGGGGCCUUGGGCACUUUGCGGGCCUCCCGCGCUCGCUUGGCGGCCGCUUGCUGCGCGCGGCUGGGCCCCGGGUGGAGGCUGCCCGGCUCCUUGAGGGGCCCGCGGGUCGCGCCGGCGAUGUGGGCGCGGGGCUGGGCGCCCGCGGCCGGGGACUCGGCCCCGCGUAGGGGCUACAGCUCUGACGUGAAGACGGAGGACGAGCUGCGGGUGCGCUACCUGGAGGAGGAGAACCGAGGAAUUGUGGUGCUGGGAAUAAACAGAGCUUAUGCCAAAAAUUCAUUCAGUAAAAAUCUGGUAAAAAUGCUCUCAAAAGCUGUGGAUGCUUUAAAAUCUGAUAAGAAAGUGCGGACCAUAAUAGUCCGGAGUGAAGUCCCAGGGGUAUUCUGUGCUGGUGCUGACCUUAAGGAGAGAGUCAAAAUGAAUCCCAGUGAAGUUGGUCCUUUCGUCUCCAAAAUCAGAGCGGUGAUUAAUGAAAUUGCUAAUCUGCCGGUGCCCACAAUCGCGGCGAUCGACGGGCUUGCCCUGGGCGGUGGCCUCGAGCUGGCUCUGGCGUGCGACAUUCGCGUGGCAGCUUCCUCCGCGAAAAUGGGCUUGGUCGAGACGAAGUUGGCAAUUAUUCCUGGUGGAGGUGAAGCCUGCCUGUCUUGUUCGUGCAUAGAGCUCAGAAUUUCCUCUCAGAGAAGAGGCCUUCCUAAAAUACCAGCUGACCCAAGAGCACAGGAGACCAGCUCCCACGCUCAGAGCUGCGGGUCACCGGUGGACGACAGCUGGAAGCGUGGAAGAGAAAAAAGGGCCUUGAGGAAGGAAGCUAAUGCAGAAGCAGUGACAGUACAUAGAAGGGCUGUUAGAUUUGUUUUUAAAAAGGAUUGCUGAAAUGAAAUGUAAAUAAAAAUAGGAUAAAGUAAUCUUCCAAAAUGGAAAUCCAAGACCAAAGGAAUACAGGCUGUGAGGUUUGAUACUUGGCUUUAAUAGAAGUUAGGAAAGGAAAGAGAGGAGAGGCCAUGAUCAGAAAAGCAAAGGAAGAUAAUUUCCAGAGCCAGGAAAGAGCUGUCUUUUAUAUUAAAAGGACCCAUGGAGAUCCAGCACAAUUAAUGGAAACAAGUCGUCCGUGGGUAUGUAUUUGUGAAACUUCAGUGCUUUAAGGAUGAAGAUAAGAUUGCAAAAAAAAAAAAAAAAAAAAAUCUCCAUGUCAAACUGGCAUCAACGUUUCCAUCAGUAAUAGUGGGUGUUAUAUAUAUUGCCAACAAACUCCAAAGAUAAACGUACUUUUUUUUUAACUUAGAAUUUAGUUACAACAGCAGAAAAAAGACAUUGAGAUGCUGAGGACUAGAAAAGUUAGCUUCCCAAGUACCCUUAUUAAGAAUGUAGUUGAGUGUGUCCACCAGCAAAGCAGGAGAAUACCAAGAAGACAGACUUGGCUCAGGAAACGGAGUAGGUGACCUAACUGGGCAGCCACAGCAAAUGUAGGAAGAUGGGCUGUGAGGCAGGUCCAGACAGCAGCCAUUCCAGACUGAGGCUGGAGCACAAGGAUGGACAGUUGGGGAAUGACCUCUGUCCCCCUUUGACCCUACCGUCCCUGAAAGAAACAAUUAGAAACCUUUGGGAAAAUUCCUGUUGUGGCCUAAAUGUAAGAGGAGAGGCCUUAUUUUUAAGUAAUCAGUGGGAAGAGUGAGGCCCUUCAAUCUUAAAACUAGUAUUUUUUUUUUUCCCUUGGAGUGGCCAGGAGAUCAUGACAUUGGAUUUGUAGAGAAUUAAAUGUACCUUUAGCGUUCCUCUUGGCUUGGCAUUAAAUAAUACUUAUAUAUCGCACUGUAGAGGCUAGUUGAUUGUCAGCACGUAGAGCAAGACUGUAAUAAAGAAGGCUUGGUUGCUGUUUACUUCAAAGUAUGAACGGUCACAGUCCUGAUGUUGUUACAGGAAAAGUGUGGCAGACCCAAGGUGUACUGUGGAAGCACAGAGAAGAAGUCUGUCAUGACUCAGUGCCAGUGAGGAGGUGAGACCCAGUGCCGCUUCCGUGGGACAGGGAGCUUAACUAUACUCCGUAUACUUAAAAAUCACAGUUAGUAGAUGGGCUAAGAAUUGAGAGAGACAGUUGAAGACUGAUGAGCUAAAUUCUGAUUUUUAAAUCUAGGAAAACCUUGUAGAUAUUAUGUAAGGUUAUUAAAUCUGGAGACCUAAAGAGUUUACUAUCUUGGGCAUAGAGGUAAUUAUCAGAGGAACAAAAAACAACAGUCAGAAAUUUUUUUCUGGAUAAUGGGACUCAAGGUGGGCAGGAAGGGCGGGAACACAUAAAAUCUGUAUUAGAUUUGUUCUACAUAUGCGUAUUUUGAGAAAAUGAAGCAUUUAAAAAUAUUUCCUAAUUCAGUGUUUCACUAAUCCAGACCAAUAAUAAAGUUUUACCAAAGAGAGCUAACGAUUUAAGUAAUUACCUGAAUUAGUGUGAUAAUGACCUUAGGAGAUAAAGUAAUAUGAGAACUUUCUCUUUGCUCUUGGGUUUUUAGGAGUCAUCACUUUGGACAACAAUAGCAGUCGUAAAUUGAAUGAGUAACUCUCUUUCCCCUUACUAAACCGAACAGCUCCCCUCCCCACCCCGCUGCCAAAAACAUUUGUGCUUCUGUACUCUCAGGUGUAUGGAUAGAGUAAGUGAACUCAGCUCACUUUUAUUUUAAUAGGUUUGAAUUCCAGCCCUGAAUCCGGUAGAGUAGUAAGCGCAUGGGUGACCCAGAUAACAUCCCUCGUAGUAGACCGUGGCACUGGAGGGAGGAGGGGUCCCAGGACACUUAACAGCGUACGUAGUGUGCAUGUAGUGUGUAGUUCCUUCCGGUCGAGUUGACUGAAAAGUAAGAUCUGUUUGCAGUCCUGGUGCUCUUCAUUUUCUUUCCUGAAGAUAAAGAUACAUGGAAUUAAGGAGAAAGAACACGUGGGUUACUUCAGAACACAGCCACACUGUGCAGCAGCGUCAGCACAACCGGAGGGAGGAUGCUGGGUGCUGGGGCUGUUCACUUCCUGAGUUCCUUGUAAGUGGGAUUGGUGACUCCCAUUUAUCCUUCCCCAGGCAAAUUUCUCACGGGGGCCUUUUUCGUUUGUCGCUGUUUCCAAAAGUUGUAUUCCCUCCUCCUGGCAGAAGCAACUUCUUCUUUACAAAAUAGGCAGCUGGCCCAAAGGCCAUAGUCUGGACUCUGGACUCUGGAGCCAAGCAACUACCUAGAUCUGAAGCUUAGCUUGCCCACUAACUGAGUUACUCUGUUUUCUCAGCUUUAGCUGAAGAUAAUGGAAGUACCAGUCCACAUUAUUUUGUGAGAAUUAAGUGAGGUAACAUAUGUUAGGUAGUUGAGAACAGUGCCUAGGCCAUGCAGCUGCUUUUCAAGCUUAGCUACGGUUUGAAAUAGGGUACAAGUGGCCAUUAAAUUGACUUUCAUGUGCUGUCUUACCAUGGUGAGAGUCUGAGAGGCCAUGCUUAUGUUCACUGGAAAUAAUCCUGUCUAAUUAACUGUGUUUGAGGGGAGAACAGAGACCAUGGCAACUGGUCUAGGUCUUUGCUACUCUUAUAAAUGAUCCUCCUAUCCUCAAGUAAUCUCUCUGUGAUUAGGAAUAUAAUGCUACAUUAAAAUGUUGCUGUAGGGGCACCUGGGUGGCUCAGUGGGUUAAGCCUCUGCCUUCGGCUCAGGUCAUGAUCUCAGGGU
Messenger RNA from Lutra lutra (Eurasian river otter), 3764 nucleotides. RefSeq names its product AU RNA binding methylglutaconyl-CoA hydratase (gene AUH). Gene Ontology annotation, molecular function: enoyl-CoA hydratase activity. Gene Ontology annotation, biological process: fatty acid beta-oxidation. Bases 61 to 954 code for a protein of 297 amino acids. The transcript is spliced from 7 exons. Gene Ontology annotation, cellular component: mitochondrion. The record is from RefSeq and is a predicted model, not a curated record. NCBI's taxonomy places the organism in Eukaryota, Metazoa, Chordata, Mammalia, Carnivora, Mustelidae.